AUGCCUCGACUGGCGUCGUAUAUCCUUCCUCCUACAGGGGAAAAGAAGAAGGAAAAUACUGAUGAAAAGUCGAGAGACGGAACACUGAAGAAUUACAACACCCUAAUCAAGUUUUCAUAUCAGCAACUUUUAGAGCUUUUGAAAUCGUAUUCGGCUGAUCAAAAGAGCGUCAAACUUGUUGUCAAGGACCACCAAAUUCAGGGAAUCAAGGUGGCAGAUAAGCUUGUUUGCAAAGUCUCGAAUCUUAAGGAAUCACGAAUAGAUCUUUUUGCAUCUUUAGCACCCACAAGCAAUGGCCCUACUAAAUGCAUCGGGAUGGGUCUGUUGAACGGCAGGCUGAAUCCUAUAAAUCUUCGCAUGUCGAGCUCUGGGCGCUUAAGUGAUCUUGAACGUCUUUCGACAAAGUUUAAGGCUAUCGAAACUUUGGCUUCACAAACCAACGGGAAUGAUCACCAGAUAAACCCAUCGGAUUUAUCCAAGUUACUUAAUGGGGGAGUUCACCCGUCAACAAUUCGCUCAAUAUAUAAGGACAUUAUUACAAAAAAGGAUGGCGCAACAAUUUUACGACCCGAAUGCCUAUCACAAAUAUCCAAUGCACUCCCUACACCAGAAGUGAGCAAGUAUCUUACUGAUCUUGGCUACCAGGAAGACAAUCCGUUUCGUGUGCUAAUGACGAACGACAAGAAUGCCAUUCCAGUGUUGGUGAAAGAUCACAAAGCUGAACUACCUGUGGUGAAACCUAAAAAGGAAGAACCAAGGGUUAGUAAAAAGCUCACAGAGCAGGAAAGGCCGGAACAGAAGCCUCAGCAGAGUGCAGAAAGCAAUACAGAUACCAUGAAAAUUCAACCAAUAGACAGUAGGACAAUCCGAGCAAAGAAGCAUCAGAAGUCAGCAAAGAGGAUGGAAUUGCAUCCUGUUGAGCCAUAUCCCAAGCUCAAGCCAAUUCCUAAGCAUAAGACACCAAAGGUGGCACCAUAUCCGGUGUUGUCACCGGUGCACAAAAAGGAAACAUCCAGGCGUGAUAGAGGUAUCACAAUUAAGCGGAAACGGGCACCAAAAGAGAGUAUUCGUGCGUCCCGUGUCAAUCUACCAUUCCAGUCAGAGAUAGAAUCGACUGCAGGUAUACCGAGACGCAAAAGAAGAAGAAGAAGCUUGUCAGAUGAUAAGAGAAGCACAUCUUCAUCAGUGUCAUCAAGCUCAGCAUCAGUAAGAAAAUCCAACCAGUCAUCGCCUUUGACUCCAUACACGACGGAGGGAGAGGAUGAUGUGACAAAAACCGAUCCAGGUGUUAUUCAUCCCAAAAGAACGGUUCGCAAUGAACUGUUUGGUGAUGAUCUUGUGCCUUUACCAAGGAAAAGAAGGGUCCAGAGCAAAGCAGAGAUCAGGCAGUUCAUACUGAAAUUUCAAGAUGCAUAUCGCCGGUAUUAUCAACUUUACAGGAGCCUUGAAAACACAGACAUCAGCUCGCGGCCAUUGAAUGCCAUUAAUAACGAAGUGAGGACUUUGAUCUCGCUUGAAAACGACUUGAGAUGCUGGAAAUUGGAAUUGGAGAGGAUGGGUUGA
Molecule: messenger RNA, 1563 nt
Organism: Brettanomyces bruxellensis
Lineage: Eukaryota; Fungi; Ascomycota; Pichiomycetes; Pichiales; Pichiaceae
Exons: 1
Coding region: 1-1563 (520 amino acids)
Source: RefSeq, a predicted model, not a curated record